Spodoptera frugiperda (fall armyworm) is the source of this 3291-nucleotide messenger RNA. It is a transcript of the gene NAT1, whose product is annotated as eukaryotic translation initiation factor 4 gamma 2. The coding region runs from base 398 to 2566 and encodes 722 amino acids. The transcript has 10 exons. Lineage: Eukaryota; Metazoa; Arthropoda; Insecta; Lepidoptera; Noctuidae. The record is from RefSeq and is a predicted model, not a curated record. Gene Ontology annotation, molecular function: translation initiation factor activity; mRNA binding; protein binding. Gene Ontology annotation, cellular component: eukaryotic translation initiation factor 4F complex.
CAUAGCGCUGCAGCGUGCACAGAGCGCGGCCACCAAGCGCGGCCACCGAGCGCGAAGCAGAGCGCGGCAGUGCGCCGGAGUCCACACCGGCGGCAAGACGGACAGCGCGCGGCAGCCGGGGCCCGCGCCGCGCGCCUCGGGGCGGACGCCCGUCCCCCCGCCGAGGCGACGCUGGGUCCCGCCCUCCUGUCUGCGCCACCACGAGGUGCCCGACGGAGAUGCUAAGCACGACAUCAUAUUCCGGAAAGUGAGGGGCAUCCUGAAUAAGCUCACGCCGGAGAAGUUCCAGAAGCUGAGCGAUGAUUUGCUCGGUUUGGAGCUCGACUCCGACAAGGUGCUUAAGGGUGUGAUCCUUCUUAUUUUCGAGAAGGCACUCGACGAGCCCAAAUAUUCGUCGAUGUAUGCACAGCUGUGCAAAAGACUAAGUGAAGAGGCUCCGAACUUCGAACCUCCUGGUCAGCCCUGCACAUUCAAACUGUUGCUUCUGAACAAAUGCCGCACCGAAUUCGAGAACCGCGCUCAGGCGUUCGCCGCUUUCGAAGACAAAGCGUUGUUGCCGGAAGAGGAGGAAAAGCGACACCUUGCAAAAUGCAAGAUGUUAGGCAACAUCAAAUUUAUCGGGGAGCUCGGCAAGCUGGAGAUCCUAGCCGAGUCCAUCCUGCAUAGAUGCAUCCAGAACCUGCUGGCGCGGCGCGCGGCCGCCGAGCACCACGAGGACCUGGAGUGCCUGGCGCAGCUCGUGCGCACCUGCGGCCGCGUGCUGGACUCGGAGCGCGGCCGCGGGCUCAUGGACCAGUACUUCGCGCGCAUCGAGACGCUCUCCGCCUCGCGCGACCUGGCGCCGCGCAUCCGCUUCAUGCUGCGCGACACGGUGGAGCUGCGGCGAGGCGGGUGGGUGCCGCGCGCGGCCGUGACGGCGGAGGGCCCCGUGCCCAUCCACCAGCUGCGCGCCGACGACGACCACGUGCCGCGCCGCGACCGCGAGCGCGAGCGCGACCGCGACCGCGAGCGCGACUCGCUGUUCCGCGGCGGCCUGCGCUCGCGCCCGCUCGACGACGUGCUGGCCGGCCUCAGCCUGCAGCCCGCCGCGGCGCUGGUGCCGGCGCCCGACAAGCUCUUCGGCAACGGCUUCGGUGCCUCGCGCGACGGCUUCCGCCAGCGCUCGGCGCCCGGCUACUACCCGCGCCAGGGCAACAACCUGCACUACAACAAACACUCGCAGACCAACCAGCAGGGCAACGGAUCCAAGGACGGGUCGUCGCGCUCCAACAAGGCGCGCGUGUACACGGCGGGCGCGCUGCAGGACGUGCAGAUGCGGCCGGCGGCCAACUCGCUCAUGUUCACCGCCAACAAGCUGUCCAAGCCGCAGCCGCAGCUGCCGCUGGCGCCCGUGCAGCAGAAUGUCCUGACUCCUGCCUUCGCGAGUACGCCGCAGCUACUGAAGGAACCCACGAUCACCAUCAAGCCGGCCGCCGACAAGAAAGACAAGCCGAAAAAGGAUAAGGGCCCCAACAAGGAGGAAGCGUGCCGGCUGGCCUUGCAGGCCGUGGACGAGGCGCUCACCGCCGACGACGACGCGGAGCUCGACGCGCUGCGCAGCCUGCGCGCGCUGCAGCCGGCCGACAAACUCGUGCGGCGCUGUCUGGCCGCCGUGCUGGAGCACGCGCUGCACGCGCCGCGCGGGGACGACGCCGCGCUGCGCGCCGCCGUGCGCGUGGCCCGCGCGCUGCGCCGCGCCGCGCCCGACGCCUGGCGCGCGCUCGUGCAGGCCGCGCACCCGCACCCGCGCCUGCCGCGCCUGCUGGCCGCCGCGCUGCUGCAGCAGGCGCUGGCGCUGGCCGAGCUGGCGGCGUGGUGCGAGGCGGGCGCGCUGCACCCGCUGCUGCUGGACGUGCUGCAGGCGCUGCGCGACGCGGCCGGCGACGCGCGCACCAUGGCGCUGUGCGAGGACGCGCAGCUCAACGUGUGCGCGCACGUGGCGCCGGGCGGGGCCGAGCCGCCGCAGGCGCUGGAGGCGCUGGAGGCGCGCGGCCUGGCGGCGCUCGUGCCGCAGCUGCGCGUCCAGGCGCAGCUGGCGCGCCAGCUGGCCGCCGAGCCCGCGCCGCACGCGCUGUACCGCUGGAUCAAGGCCAACGUGGAGCCCAGCGUGCGCGCCAACGCGGCGUUCGUGUCGUCGCUGGUGGCGCUGGUGGCGGAGCACGUGUCGCGCGCGGCGGGGGCGGCCACGCCGGCGCCGGACAAGGCGGCGCUGGAGCGCGAGAAGGCGCUGCUGGAGGCCUACGCGCCGCUGCUGACGGCGCUGCUGGAGGGCCAGCCGCAGCUGCAGCUGGCCGCCGUGUACGCCGUGCAGGUGCACGCGCACCACCACCGCUACCCUAAAGGAAUGUUACUGCGCUGGUUCAUGUACCUGUACAACCUGGAGGUGUGCGAGGAGGACGCCUUCCUGCGCUGGCGCGAGGACGUCACGGAUGCUUACCCCGGGAAGGGAGAGGCAUUGUUCCAGGUCAACACGUGGCUGACAUGGCUGCAGCAGCAGGAGUCGGAGGACGAGGAGGCGGAGGACUAGUCCGCCGUGGCCUGGCCUGCCAGGACUAGCCGCGAGGACUAGCCGCCGUCCGCCUCCCUCCCACACACACCGCGCGCUCCUCUCUCCGUGAGCCGCACCGCUUUCGUUUUGCGCUCCUCUCAUUAUAUAAAUAUAAUUAAGCCAAAUAGUUGAAAUACCUACGUUUGUUACCCUUUAACGCUAGACGCGCCGCGCGCCACUGCCGUCGUCGGCGAUUCCAGUGUUAAAUAGGACAAUUUUUAGGUUAUUACGUAAACGAAUAUUAGUAUCUCGAGAUAAUUUUUUGUAGGCCUUUUACUCGAUUUUGAUACUUUUUACAAAUGUAUACAAUGUAUAGUGUUCGUUUGGACGUAUGAUUGCACCCCGAUCUGCCUCUCCCUGCAGUGAGCGUGUUUUAGUUGAAAUUGUAAAAAAUAUAUAUAUAAAAGUGGAACUUAAAUCAAUUUUUAUUAUUAAUAUCAUGAUGAUCAUUUAUUUUCAAUGCUAAAUGGACUUAGUGGUAUCUGUAAGAAUGCUUAAAUUUCAUUGUAUUAUCAAAUUUUAGAAUUUUGUAACUAGUUGAAUAAAACAAUUAAAAAAAGCUGCCCUAAGGCAUAAGAAAUGUAUGUUGAGUGAGUUGUAAUAAAGUUGUGAACUGAUGAUGGUAAUGCAACAUUAGAUGAGUAACAUGGUCAAUAUGUAUUCAGGAUGAAAAAUAAACUUCAGUGUAAUUUAUUACAAAAACA